AUGGCGUCGCAGCUGCCAAGACCAUCCGGCGACAACUUUUCGAGCGCCGUUGCUUGGGCCAGCGCGGCGGGCGAGACCGCAGGGGCCGCUUUCAAGAAAGCUGCCGGUGCCGCGCGUGUGCAAGCCGGCCAGGUGAAAGCAGUGGUGGACAGCCAGGUGUGGCCGCCAUUCGGUGCGAGCUCAGGUGUAGCCUCUGGUGCAGCAAGAUCGCCGUUCCAGUCUGAUGAGCCUCACGCGGGGUCGCUUCCUCCUGUGCAGAUCCGAGUGUGCACCUGGAACCUGCAUGGCAAUCCGAUUGACCCCUCGGACCACAUCGAGCGGUGGUUGAGGCCCGACGAGGAUGCGGCAGACGUGAUUGUUGUUGGCGUCCAGGAACUCGUGGACCUCGGCCCCAAAACCAUGGUGUUGAACACCUCCGGCGAUGAGCAGCGUCAGGCUGCUCUUGAGUCGCGCGUGGAGCAGGCUUUGCAACCACGAGGCAGCCCCGGGACUUACAUCAAGAUCUGCAGCUUCGGCAUGGUCGGCCUAGCCCUGCUCAUUUACAUUCAGGCAUGGCUGCAGCCAUGCGUGAGACAGCUGCGCAUCGACCGGGUGAAGACAGGCUUGGAUGGCAUUGGCGGCAACAAAGGAGGCGUUUGUGCCAGGUUCCUGCUCGGCUCCCUGUCAGUCUGCGCUGUCAAUGUGCACCUCGCUUCUGGACAGCACGCCGUUUCUGAGAGGAGUCAACAUCUGGGCCAGGUUCUGAGCGAUGCGUUCCAGAGCACGUCCUCCAAGGGGGCAUUACGCCCGGCCAAGAACGGCUUCGAGCGCACCUCCUCAUAUCGCAUUGCUCAGCAUGACCUUUGCAUCAUCACCGGCGACUUCAACGCUCGACUGGACCUGCCCAAAGAAGCCUCCUGGCCGCAAGGCUCUCAGGAGGCCCUGGCCUUGCAGCUUGCGGUCUCGAAGCUUCCAGGAAGUGCCUCAGGAGCGUGA
Symbiodinium natans is the source of this 975-nucleotide messenger RNA. The record is from the annotation of a GenBank genome assembly. NCBI's taxonomy places the organism in Eukaryota, Dinophyceae, Suessiales, Symbiodiniaceae.